GAAGGAAGGUGAAAGACGAUCUGCUUGCACCUCUUGGAGAGCGCUCAUGAGGGGAGGCGGAAAGCAGGGGGAGGAAAAGGCAGGCUGCGCUGGAGGGUGAACAGCCAGCACGAUCCCCCGCAGCUUGCAGGCAAUGCUCCUCGCUCGCUGCCUGGGUUGUCUCUUUCUCCCGGCUUCGAGCCUUUUGUUUUCUCCAGUUUGGGUCGCAGCGAAGCGUUGCAGCCGCCUCUAUGCCAGCAAAGUUCCAGGAGGAAAUCGGCUCGGGCGUUUUGUUUGCUCGGAGAGCAAAACACUGCCAUGAAAGAUGUGAAGACGUACAUUUCUCCUCACAGAUAUGUAAAUUGAAGUUUGUUCCACAGCCUCGGACUGUGACACUGCCCUUAAAUACUAAAAUGCCUUGAAGUCUAUUUAUCCCUUGGUGUUCAGUCCUGCUGAAACAAUGGUUUUUUCUGCAAUGCUGAGGUCGGCUCAUUCGAGGACGUUAAAUGCGACUUUUAUUGUCUACGAAAAUGCCUACGUAAAUAUCACCACUCCUUUUUUCUUGGUUCGUAGUGGCACAACACAGCCACUGAAAUAUCUUCUGGGUGCCAUGGUUACCACUGAGGCAACUACUUUAACAGUCAAUGGUGCAGUUGCUCCUACUGUACAACAGCCAGACUUCAAGAGCUUGAGCUUGUCUCUUCAGAUCAUUCUCUCUGCCGCCAUGAUAUUUAUACUUUUGCUUUCUUUCCUUGGUAACUUUGUUGUCUGCCUCAUGGUCUAUCAGAAGACUGCAAUGCGAUCUGCUAUUAACAUUCUCCUAGCAAGCUUAGCUUGUGCCGACAUGCUGCUUGCUGUGCUAAACAUGCCUUUUGCUCUGAUAACUAUCAUCACCACUCAAUGGAUUUUUGGGGACAUUUUCUGCAGAGUCUCUGCCAUGUUUUUCUGGCUAUUUGUCAUAGAAGGAGUAGCCAUUCUGCUUAUUAUCAGCAUCGACAGGUUCCUUAUAAUAGUUCAGAGGCAGGAUAAGCUGAAUCCAUACCGUGCAAAGAUCCUCAUUGCCGUCUCAUGGGUUACAGCCUUUGUAGUCGCUUUCCCACUAUCUGUGGGGAAUCCUAGCCUACAGAUACCUUCUAAGGCUCCUCAGUGCGUUUUUGGCUACACCACAAACCCCGGCUAUCGUGCCUAUGUGAUAUUAGUAGUACUGAUUUCUUUUUUCAUUCCAUUCUUGGUUAUGUUGUAUUCUUUUAUGGGCAUCCUCAACACUUUAAGGCACAAUGCAGUUCGUAUUCAUAGCCACCCGGAUAGCAUAUGCCUCAGUCAAGCCAGCAAACUCGGCCUCAUGAGUCUCCAGAGACCCUUUCAGAUGAACGUCGAUAUGAGCUUUAAAACUCGUGCCUUCACAACCAUAUUGAUUUUGUUUGUUGUCUUCAUAAUCUGCUGGGCACCCUUUACCACCUACAGCCUUAUUGCCACAUUCAACGGCCACUUUUAUCACAAGCACAACUUUUUUGAGAUAAGCACUUGGCUCCUUUGGCUCUGCUACCUCAAGUCUGCCCUGAAUCCACUGAUUUACUACUGGAGGAUUAAAAAAUUUCAUGAUGCAUGCAUGGAUUUGAUGCCCAAGUACUUUAAAUAUUUGCCACAACUACCUGGUCACACCAGAAGACGCAUACGGCCAAGUGCUAUCUAUGUGUGCGGGGAGCACCGGUCUGUAGUGUAGAACUUUCAACAAUUGGACAUUAUUGUUUUAUGAUGUAUGCUUAUUUUGUUUCAUUUUUUCCCCUUACAUAUAAGGCAUCUUCAGCUGCCAUAUUUAUAACCUUAGUAUGUGUUCCAGUUUCAUGCAAUUUCAAGAAGGUGAUCACAGUUGCUACCGGAGUAUGACUAAACAAAGUUUUGGCCACAAGCCAAAGAAACUACAUGUGCCUGGGGAAGAAUCCUGUGUGCAGCCAGAGUGUUCUUUCUUUUGAAAAGUUUGUUGUAGCAGUUCUUGCUGCCAAAGAGGCAAGCUACCAUUUAGUAAAAAAAAAAAAAUCAGCUUUCCUCUUCUUCUGUUGCACCUGCUGCAGUGAAAUCCUCAAAUAAACUGCUGAUGUAAGGGAAAUGUCAUUUCUGCCCAUUCCAUCUUACUGAUGCAGACCCCUUCUCCCGGUUUUUCCAUCAUGCCAUUCCUGAGGAUCCCCUGUCUCACUGGAAACGUUUCAGGGGAUAAGCGGGCUGCAGCAGGGGUGGAUGAAGGCAAGGAAGUUCGCUGCUAUUCAUGGAUAUGCCCUCCAUUAGCAGAAAAUUUAUUCUGUAUCCAGCCCUAAAUAAUUCUCCCUUGUGUUCACGUGUGAAGCUUUCUGUAGGUUGUGGCCACUACCUCCAGGGUUUUGUGCUGGGGCAGGAAAAACCCAUUUUGAAUAUUUGUCAGGUUUGUGCUAAAGACUGCAGAUUCAUUUCAUAGUAGAAGUUUUUAAUGCUGCUAUUUUACAGUGAAUUUAGCUGAACAUUUUUUUUAUAAAUGUCACUGCUUUAUGCCAACGUAGUAGAGCCAAAAACUAUUUAAUUUUAAUGUCAUUUUCAAAAGUUUUACUCAUAUUAAAAUAGAGUCUGUUAUAUUUGUGCACUUUAAAUUAAAUACUGGGGGAGGGGGAAGGAUUUAGGGAGUGAGUUUAUUUGUUUUGAACUUUUGUAGCGUUUUAAUGUUUAAACUUGAUAACAAAUGUUAUUUUCAGGAAAGCAGAUUUACAAUCUCUGUUGGGGCUAUGGAGUUUACUUGAAUUUCAGGUGUAUCCUGUGUAUGUCUCUAUACAUGAGGGUUUAUAUAUGGAUGUUCUGUGCAGUCCACAGUAUAUUUAGAAUGUGGAGGUCCUAUGGAAAUGGCAACAGAUUAAGCUCAUAGGUAAAUGCUUUGAAUUUCCAUUAGAUUUAAGUGUUUCACAAUUCAGUUUCUGUCUUGUUAUUUUAAAUGGGAUGUAAGCAUGGCUUACAUUUCUGUGAUUGUACCUAUUCUAGGCCAAUGUGAAUUGAUGCUGUAUUUAUUUUUUAAGUUACAAACUAGGAUCCAAAGAUCUAUUUAAGUUAUAACGAAGCUCUGGCCAUACCUAGUGGAAUUUUUUUUUUACUUCCUAGUCCUAAACGCUUUUCCCAGUCUUGAUUUCUUUUUAAAAUAUUCCACAUUCAAGUGAGUAUUUUUGUAUGACAAGGAAAGGACAGUUGUUUUAAGCAGCUUAAAUCUAGGUUGUGAAACUAAUUGUGAUAUUUGGAUCCAAGCUAAAAUACAAAAGAAAUAGAAAAAAAAUAUUAACUUUUACUUACAAAGUGGUCUUGUUCCUACAAAGCAGAAGUAUAAACUUUUUGAAAUUUGUAACAAAUUGAUUAAUGCACAGGUUUCUUCAUUAAGAACUUUUUUUGGAAGAAGGAACUGGGCCGAGGAGUCUGGUAUGGUGAAAGUAAAGAGGAUUUUCUGCUUCUUUUCAUAUUCCCAAGAGAUUAAUAUGGUAUCUCAUUUCUGUCAUGGAUCAGAUUGAGCAGACUUUCACCUUCUUUCUUCAAAGUCAGUUGGGGGAUGGGGAACACAUUAAUCAUCUGCUUUGUUUGGUUUGCCUGGAAAGCUUCUGUUGCUGUUUGAGAGAAUUAAGAAACGUUUUGAUCUGUAUACCUGCAAUCUGAUAAAUGAAGUUUAGCAAUGUGGGGGAAAAAAACAAACCACAUUAAAGUAAGUCUGUUGCAGUUCAUGAUAGGCCUAGAUGACAACUUCCUUUAAAGCAUUGUUUUGAGUUCUGGAAUAGUAGCAUAAUAGACCUGUUUUAUGGGCAGAGGAAAAGCAAGAUAUCUUGUGGUAUUUUGUUUGUUAGUUUUAAAUCAUGAUAAAGUAAAUCCUCAUAGACUUCCACUUAAUUGAGAAAAAGAGUUAUUCAGAGCUGCCUAUGACAGUUAGUUGAAUGCUAUUAAAAUAUACCAGUUUUAAACUGAGCACCCUGCCAUUGCUGUCAGCCACCAAUACCAGUGUUCCAUUUUCCAGAGGAAUGUGGCAUCAAUGCAAUUAGCAACAACAACAACAGAAAACACACAUUCAGAUGCUGUUGGUCCAGGGCUUUGGGCCCAAAAACUGGCCAUUCCCUAGAUUGGGGAAAAAUUCAAAAUCAUUUUGAAAAGGUAUUUGACCAAAUAACAAUUUAAUAUGUCAUAUGCUAUAGAGUUUAAGUAUUGUGACCAAAUUGAGCCCAAGAAACGUGUAGGCAUAGGCCUUGACAUAAUUUCAAGGUAAAUUUCCUGCAUUUAUUCUGAAACAGUUUAUCUCAGGAAGUUUUCUUUGAGCAUGUAGGCUUAGGCAGGGAGGCUGUGUAACCAUAGGUACUCUUAAUAUUCUGGGAGAAAAGCACCUCCUUGCCCAUUGUGGAGGGCAAAGCAGGGCCGUGUUUGUGUGGUGUAAGUAAAAUCUGGUGCAAAAGGUGACAAUCCCAGAGGUGUAGUUGCCCUCCCUCCUUAGUGACCUGGAAGAAUUUAGAGACUGUCUGGUAAAGAAGUGGUUGGGGAAGGGGGUUAUACAGAGCUUCUAGUAGUCAGAUGUUUGAGCCACUGUUCAUAAUUAUUCUCUGGCUUUUAUAGUCCACAUACUGUAGUUUUCCUUCAUUGUGCUGGCUUUGGAAGAGGCAAAUGUAAAGACACCCCCUCAGUGCAGUCCUAAGCAGAGGUACACCUAAGUCCAUAGGCCUAAAACUGUUUAGGAUUGCACUGCUUGUGUCUCAGUAAAGCAAUUUAAUUUGAACCAUGUAAUUCUAGAACAUUGGCUGUGUUGCUUUUUAAUAUACUAUUUUAGUUCAGUGCCUUCUUGUUUCGGGAUGUGCGUCUGUAUGCUGUUAGACUGGGGAAGCUUUUCACUCACUUGUGGCCCACAUCCAGUUUUUCAGGAAUAAAUUGUAUGUUCUUCUGUAAGUAAUAUUGAGAUUUAAAAGUGGAAAUGAAAUCACUUUAUUAAGGCUGGAGAAAGACUAGAAGACUUUGUUUCUUUUUCAUAUAUAUUUUGCUUGAAAUUGUAUGAGGUAUUUCCUCUUUACCA
Molecule: messenger RNA, 5026 nt
Organism: Sphaerodactylus townsendi
Lineage: Eukaryota; Metazoa; Chordata; Lepidosauria; Squamata; Sphaerodactylidae
Gene: GPR63
Product: G protein-coupled receptor 63
Exons: 2
Coding region: 440-1702 (420 amino acids)
Biological process (GO): G protein-coupled receptor signaling pathway
Cellular component (GO): membrane
Molecular function (GO): G protein-coupled receptor activity
Source: RefSeq, a predicted model, not a curated record